AUGCCACACUUGUUCGGAGUGGAAUGGGCGCCGUUGAACAUCCCACUGACUCGACGUCUUCAAACGCUGGGCGCUCUUCACUUCUUCUUCAUCACUCUCUUCACACCCGUCCUCGUUCUCACUCUUCCGCUCUACUUGCUCUACACGGUCUUCUGGCCACUGAUUGCUGUUUAUGCCGUUUGGAUGAUCUAUGAUUGGAGUUCUCCACGGAAAGGUGCCUAUCGGAGUGAGUGGUUCCAGAGACAACGAAUUCAUUCCUGGUAUGCCAACUACUUCCCCGUUCAAAUGCACACGACUUCUGAGAUGCCCGAGGAACACAACUAUUUGAUUGGAUACCAUCCACAUGGAAUUAUCUCGAUGGCUGCUUUCAUCAAUUUUGCCACUAAUGGAACUGGAAUUCUCGACACUUUGCCACGUAUCCGAUUCCAUCUGUGCACAUUGGUUGGUCAAUUCUGGACUCCAUGGAGAAGAGAAUGGGGAUUGCUCCACGGCAUGAUUGAUUGCAGUCGAGAGAGUAUCAAACACGUUUUGGAGCAUGAAGAGAAGGGAAGAGCUGUUGUGUUGGUAGUUGGUGGAGCUGAGGAAGCACUCGAUGCCCAUCCGGGAUGCCAUAUUUUGACUUUGAAAAAACGAAAGGGAUUUGUUAAGAUUGCACUUCAAACUGGCGCUCAACUGGUUCCCUGCUAUUCAUUCGGUGAAAAUGACAUCUUCAAUCAGGCUGAUAAUCCAAAGGGCUCCUCGAUUCGACAAUUCCAGACGGUGAUGAAAAAGAUUCUGGGAUUCUCACCACCGGCGUUUUACGGAAGAGGUGUCUUCAAUUACACAUUCGGUCUUUUGCCUUUUAGAAAGCCAAUCAACACAGUGCUAGGUGCUCCAAUUCCAGUUGAGAAGACACUGAAUCCAACUCAAGAACAGAUCGACACUCUCCAUGAGACCUAUAUGAACAAGUUGCGCGACCUUUUCGAGGAACACAAAACGAAAUUCGAUGUUUCUCCGACCACACAGCUCGUCAUCAAUUAA
This is a messenger RNA of Caenorhabditis briggsae, 1020 nucleotides long. Gene Ontology annotation, molecular function: diacylglycerol O-acyltransferase activity. Gene Ontology annotation, cellular component: endoplasmic reticulum membrane. The coding region runs from base 1 to 1020 and encodes 339 amino acids. The transcript has 2 exons. Lineage: Eukaryota; Metazoa; Nematoda; Chromadorea; Rhabditida; Rhabditidae. The record is from RefSeq and is a predicted model, not a curated record. Gene Ontology annotation, biological process: triglyceride biosynthetic process.